GGAUGAAGAAGAGGACUUUGUAUUUGUUGAUGGAGCUAAUGGUGAGAAGGAACCAGUUGUGUUUCUCUCUGGCUGGCUUGGGGCAGAAGAUCGACAUUUGGCCAAAUAUUGCAGUAUCUACAACCAAAGAGGGUGUAUAACCAUCCGCUAUACCUCUCCCACAGCUUACUUGUUUGUAAGACCGAAAGUGAAACUGAUGCCAAUUGCUCGUAAACUCCUUGCAUUACUGAAGGACAUGAGCCUUGAUGACCAUCCUGUUUUUUUCCAUAUGUUCAGCAACAAUGGAUCUGUGUUAUAUUACUACAUAACUCAGGCAAUGGAAGAAGAUGAGGCACCAAAUUUGAUGGUUAAAGGAUGCAUUUUUGACAGUACCCCAUCACCUAGGAGAAUUUACUCAGGUGUGCGAGCGAUAUAUGAGGUGACGCCAGGGUCAGUAUGGAUGAAGCUCUGUGCAUCAGUAGGCAUGAUGCUGUUCUUGAUGGGCUGGAGAGUCCUUUCUGUGUUGUGGACAAUUAUCUCUGGAAAGCUUCCUAACACUCCACCUUGGGCUCUUGUGGAGGACAAAGCUCGAUGCCCACAGCUCUUUCUGUAUUCACGUGCUGACAAACUUAUCAAUUACAAUGAUGUUGAAUAUUUUGUUGCUGAACGUCAGAAGCUUGGAGUUCCUGUUGUUACAAAAUGCUGGGAUGAUUCUGCUCAUGUUCAGCAUUACAGGGUACACCCAGAUGCCUACAGUGCCUCAGUUUAUUCAUUCAUCAACAUGUGCCUCUCCCCAGAUUUCUUAAGUAGUAAGGUCAUUGCUGAUGUAUCAGAGGAUGCUGAUAAACAGAAGAGUGAUUAAAGAGUAGUUGUUACAAGGGUGUUACAGGUCCAGAACAGACACAUUACCUGACCCGAUGCCGUUAAGCAUGCCUUGGCCACGUAACUCUCUUCACAUAUAAAUGGCUCCACAAUUACUUAGUCACCAAUGAGACAAUAACUAGUACUGCCUUUCUCACCUGCCUGACCUUUUUUUUAUUUUAGGAAAUAUUUUCUUUGAUCUUGUAUUGCUGUUAGAAAUGUCAUUAUUAUAAUGAUUAUAAUGUCUAUAAUGAUAAUAACAGCAUCGAUAUUGAUAGCAUUUGUCAGAAUUUUUUUUAUUUUGAAAACUCAAAUAAAAGUGAAAUUAGGUGAGUUCAUAAGGUUGACUAAUUGACUACUUGGUGGCUAAACACUUACUGAACCAUGAAUGUGGAGAGACAAAUCACAAAACAAUGCUACAGUAAAUAUUAAAUUCUUGUGGCAGCACUGGGUUAAGGUAUGUUAUAUAUAAUGACUUUGUAAAGAAGACUUGACCAUUGUGUAAUGAAUUUAUGGUCACAGUGCUUAUGUAAAAUAUGUAAUGAAAUAGGAGUUGUUUUAUCAGCAAAACUUUGACCAUCUAUGCUCAUUAAAUAUAAUUAUUAACCUGUACAUAUGGGUUCAGAUAGAAGACAGGUCUUAAUUAUUUGGUAAAUCUGAUAUUGCAAAUACAUUAGGACAGGGUAAGCUAUACCAUUGGUUCUAGAAUUUGGUGCUGUGAGCAGUACCCAGAGGUGGUGCAUUAUCCAAAAUGAAAUCAAAUUUAUGGAUGCAGUAAGUAAUUGUCACUCUUCUAAAGAGCAGGAAACAUAUGGCCUUGAAGUUCAGGGGUAUUUUGUUUCUAUCGACUGUAAUUCAUGGGGCAGAAGAAAAUAAACUACUGUAACUGUAAAAUCAUUUAGAGGGGUGAUGGGGUAAUGAAAAACAUUUUGUGGGAAGGCAUCUGUAAGCUUUGGAGUCACUGAAUAUGGUUUAGGAACCACUGGGCUCUACCUUCUAUACAUUUUAAAAGAAUCGUCUCAUGAGAAUAUUUUUUAACGUUUUGAUAGUGUAAUUCUUGUGUAAUGAUCUAUGAUAUCAUGAAGCAGUUAGACUACUGUAAACUGGGGUAACCAUGAACAUUUUUAAAAGUGUUUUAAACCAGAUAGCCCUAAGAACCACUUUGUUCCUUGCUGCAUAGAAUUCCAGAUUUGUUUUGUUUUGCAAAGGCAAAUUUUGGUGCAUGGGAUUUCAAAAGCUUGAUUUUAUGCAUUAGAAAAUGCAUGUUUUUGUCAUAUAUCAGAUAGACAGAGCACAAAGUUGCAAAAGUUAUCACAGUUACCUCUUGUAUAUGAAAAUGGGAUGAAUUAUAAACUUGUAAAUAAAGUACAUAUAAAGCAACAGACACAUAUUUGUCUAAUAUGAAACUAUAGAAUAUGUAUGAAGAUGUAUUUGUAUGUAUCUAUGUAUAGAUAAUUAAAAAGAAAAAAAAACAUAUGUACCAAGAGGUGACCCUGUGCUACUUAACCAAUUGGAUCCAACUGGUUUGUAGCUUGUGGCUUGUGCACAGAUCAAAAUAUGUGCAUUAGUCUUACAUGAGUGGUCACUCUCCUAGGUAUGUGGCUUGUAGGCCCAGCCCACAUGAACAUUCACUAUCAAGAGUCCUUUCCUUCUUUUUGCAGAGCCAUUAAUCCUCUUUAUGCAGAUGUGUUUGCUGUUUUGCACUUUGCCUUUUGUUAUGCUGUAUCAAUGUGUUUUUCACUGAGCAGUCUCCAUAUCUCUCCAGGUAGUUUUCAGUCUGUGCAAUAAUGUAACAUAGUUAUUUGUUUUGAUUUUUAGAAAGAAAAAAAAAUGUUUAUGCAAUAUCAAAAAAACGUUA
Penaeus vannamei (Pacific white shrimp) is the source of this 2698-nucleotide messenger RNA. NCBI's taxonomy places the organism in Eukaryota, Metazoa, Arthropoda, Malacostraca, Decapoda, Penaeidae. The record is from RefSeq and is a predicted model, not a curated record.